Rattus norvegicus (Norway rat) is the source of this 2036-nucleotide messenger RNA. RefSeq names its product pseudouridine synthase 1 (gene Pus1). Gene Ontology annotation, molecular function: tRNA pseudouridine(38-40) synthase activity; pseudouridine synthase activity; tRNA pseudouridine synthase activity. NCBI's taxonomy places the organism in Eukaryota, Metazoa, Chordata, Mammalia, Rodentia, Muridae. Gene Ontology annotation, biological process: RNA modification; tRNA pseudouridine synthesis; pseudouridine synthesis. Gene Ontology annotation, cellular component: nucleolus; cytoplasm; nuclear lumen. The record is from RefSeq and is a predicted model, not a curated record.
UUUAUGUUUUUUUUUUUUGGUUCUUUUCGGAGCUGGGGACCGAACCCAGGGCCUUGCGCUUCCUAGGCAAGCGCUCUACCACUGAGCUAAAUCCCCAACCCCGUGAGACAGUUUUUUAAUGUCAUUAAAUAUCUGGCAAUUGGAGCAGCUUCUGGAAACAACAAAUGCUGGGAAACUUUAUGGUCCACACACCAUAAAGACAGUGGUGGAACUGCAAGAUCAGCUUUGACCUCCUAAUGCCAGGGUUGGUGCCAUGUGCAAGGUAAGAGCCUGCUCAGUACCACUGAGUCGUGGCUGGGGCUAUCUGGGGCUAGCAGUUAUUACCGGCUGAAUGUCUCCCUGGUGCAUUCCUAACCUGCACAUUUUAAUGAGGUGCUUUCACUUCUCAAGCCACUGCAACGCUGAGCCUUUGCCUUCUCUGAAGAGCGGCGUCUAGAUCGGCUUAGAUCUUGGUGGGAAGCCCCACCCACUGGGUCCACCCAGCUAGGCGCGUCCCAGAAAGACUUUUGUCCGCCUUCGGCCGCCUUCCAACGCUUGCCCGCUUCCGCCUUCGUGCACGUGGUCAACUUCGGGGUUCCGCGGCGCCCCUGCCGCCUAUGGCUGGAAACAAGGUGCCACCAGCGCUGCCCUCACACCAGCCGGACAGGAAGGGCCGAGGUGGCUGGGUUUGGGAGGAGACGGAGCAUCCUGCCAAGAGGGUCAAGGGCGGUGAGGAUGAAGAGCCUCCACGCAAGCUGCCAAAGCGCAAAAUUGUGCUGCUCAUGGCCUACUCCGGCAAGGGCUACCACGGCAUGCAGAGGAAUCUGGGGUCCUCCCAGUUCAGGACCAUCGAAGAUGACUUGGUAUCUGCCUUAGUCCAGGCAGGUUGUAUCCCUGAAAACCAUGGCACAGAUAUGAGGAAGAUGUCUUUCCAGCGAUGUGCUCGCACAGACAAGGGUGUGUCUGCAGCUGGGCAGGUGGUAUCCCUAAAGGUGUGGCUAAUUGAUGACAUCCUGGACAAGAUCAACAGCCACCUUCCAUCCCAUAUUCGGAUUCUGGGACUGAAGAGGGUCACAGGUGGGUUCAACUCCAAGAACAAGUGUGACGCCAGGACCUAUUGCUACAUGCUACCUACCUUUGCCUUUGCUCAUAAGGACCGGGAUGUACAGGAUGAGAGCUAUCGCCUAAGUGCAGAGACCCUGCAGCAGGUCAACCGGCUUCUGGGCUGCUACAAAGGCACGCAUAACUUCCAUAACUUCACAUCACAGAAGGGGCCGAGAGAGCCUAGUGCACGCCGCUACAUUCUGGAGAUGUACUGCGAGGAGCCCUUUGUUCGGGAGGGCCUGGAGUUUGCUGUGAUCAAGGUGAAGGGCCAGAGCUUCAUGAUGCACCAGAUCCGGAAGAUGGUUGGCCUGGUGGUAGCCAUUGUCAAGGGUUAUGCCCCUGAGAGUGUCCUGGAGCGAAGUUGGGGUGAGGAGAAGGUGGAUGUGCCCAAGGCACCAGGGCUUGGCUUAGUCCUGGAGAGGGUUCACUUUGAGAAGUACAAUCAACGCUUUGGCAGUGACGGGCUGCAUGAGCCCCUGGACUGGGCACAGGAGGAAGGGAAGGUGACUGCUUUCAAGGAGCAAUACAUCUACCCUACCAUUGUCAGCACUGAGCGGGAUGAGCGGUCCAUGGCCCAGUGGCUUAACACUUUGCCGAUCCACAACUUCAGUGGCACUGCACUUGGAGCGGAUGACACAGGUGCCAAGGUCCCCAGCUCCCUGGAGGGCAGUGAAGGGGAUGGAGACACUGACUGAACCGUAGAUGCUGCCCUGCUGUGAGUGCUGAGGCUGGAAUCUCCGCACCUGCCUGUCACCCGGGCCUGGGGAGCCAAGAAUCUGGGGCCAGCUUGUGGAUGUGGCCUGGCUUCAUAACCUCAGGAUAUUAAAUUCUCACCCCGGGAAUCAGCUGCCUAUUUUAGCCCAUGCAUUGUGUGUAUACACCUUGGCAUGAAAGGACACUUUUUUAAAAAAGAAGUGAUUUUUUUCCUAUUAAAAUAUGUUUUGCUUAGUGAA